Pogoniulus pusillus (Red-fronted tinkerbird) is the source of this 3835-nucleotide messenger RNA. RefSeq names its product N-ethylmaleimide sensitive factor, vesicle fusing ATPase (gene NSF). NCBI's taxonomy places the organism in Eukaryota, Metazoa, Chordata, Aves, Piciformes, Lybiidae. Gene Ontology annotation, cellular component: Golgi stack. Gene Ontology annotation, biological process: Golgi to plasma membrane protein transport; SNARE complex disassembly; intra-Golgi vesicle-mediated transport. Gene Ontology annotation, molecular function: ATP binding; ATP hydrolysis activity. The coding region runs from base 78 to 2309 and encodes 743 amino acids. The transcript is spliced from 21 exons. The record is from RefSeq and is a predicted model, not a curated record.
CGCCUGCGUUGCACCUCCCCCUGGCGGCCGCGGGUGGUAGCGGCGCUGCGGCGGUGCGGGCAGGCGGCGGCGGCAAGAUGGCGGGGAGGCCUAUGCAAGCUGCAAGAUGUCCCACGGAUGAGCUGUCCCUGACCAACUGUGCUGUGGUGAACGAAAAGGACUUCCCAUCUGGGCAACAUGUCCUUGUGAAGACCUCUCCCAACCACAAGUACAUCUUCACCCUGAGGACACACCCCUCGGUCGUUCCCGGCAGCAUCGCCUUCAGCUUGCCCCAGAGGAAGUGGGCAGGGCUCUCCAUCGGGCAGGAGAUCGAUGUGUCCCUGUACAGCUUUGACAAGGCCAAGCAGUGCAUUGGCACCAUGACCAUCGAGAUUGACUUCCUGCAGAAGAAGAACAUCGACUCCAACCCCUACGACACCGACAAGAUGGCAGCGGAGUUCAUCCAGCAGUUCAACAGCCAGGCCUUCUCCGUGGGCCAGCAGCUUGUGUUCAGCUUCAAUGACAAACUCUUUGGCCUGCUGGUGAAGGACAUGGAAGCUAUGGACCCCAGCAUCCUCAAAGGGGAGUCUGGAGCCAACAAGAAGCAGAAGAUCGAGGUGGGCCUGGUGCUUGGGAACAGUCAGGUUGCCUUUGAGAAGGCUGAGAACUCCUCUCUCAAUCUGAUAGGCAAGUCCAAGACCAAGGAGAACAGGCAGUCCAUCAUCAACCCCGACUGGAACUUCGAGAAGAUGGGCAUCGGGGGCCUGGACAAGGAGUUCUCCGACAUCUUCCGCAGGGCCUUCGCCUCCAGGGUCUUCCCCCCCGAGAUCGUGGAGCAGAUGGGCUGCAAGCACGUGAAGGGCAUCCUGCUGUACGGGCCCCCGGGCUGCGGCAAGACGCUGAUGGCCAGGCAGAUCGGCAGGAUGCUGAACGCCAGGGAGCCCAAGGUGGUCAACGGCCCCGAGAUCCUCAACAAGUACGUGGGGGAGUCCGAGGCCAACAUCCGCAAGCUGUUCGCCGACGCCGAGGAGGAGCAGAGGCGGCUGGGGGCCAACAGUGGGGUGCACAUCAUCAUCUUCGACGAGAUCGAUGCCAUCUGCAAGCAGCGCGGCAGCAUGGCCGGCAGCACGGGCGUGCACGACACCGUGGUCAACCAGCUGCUCUCCAAGAUCGACGGCGUGGAGCAGCUCAACAACAUCCUGGUCAUUGGAAUGACCAACAGACCUGACCUGAUUGAUGAGGCUCUGCUGAGACCUGGGAGGCUGGAGGUGAAGAUGGAGAUUGGGCUGCCAGACGAGAAGGGUCGGUUCCAGAUCCUGCACAUCCACACGGUGCGCAUGAGGGAGCACCAGCUGCUGGCUGAGGACGUGGACAUCGCUGAGCUGGCUGUGGAGACCAAGAACUUCAGUGGGGCUGAGCUGGAGGGGCUGGUCCGGGCUGCCCAGUCCACUGCCAUGAACAGGCACAUCAAGGCCAGCACCAAGGUGGAGGUGGACAUGGAGAAGGCAGAGAGCCUGCGAGUCACCCGCGGGGACUUCUUCGCCUCGCUGGAGAACGACAUCAAACCGGCUUUUGGAACCAACCAGGAGGACUAUGCCAGCUACAUCAUGAAUGGCAUCAUCAAGUGGGGUGACCCAGUGACCAGGGUGCUGGAUGAUGGGGAGCUGCUGGUGCAGCAGACCAAGAACAGCGACCGCACGCCGCUGGUCAGCGUCCUGCUGGAAGGCCCCCCCCACAGUGGGAAGACAGCCCUGGCAGCCAAGAUAGCAGAGGAGUCCAACUUCCCCUUCAUCAAGAUCUGCUCUCCCGACAAGAUGAUUGGCUUCUCCGAGACAGCCAAGUGCCAGGCCAUGAAGAAGAUCUUUGAUGAUGCCUACAAGUCUCAGCUCAGCUGCGUCGUGGUGGACGACAUCGAGAGGCUGCUGGAUUAUGUCCCCAUUGGGCCUCGCUUCUCCAACCUGGUCCUGCAGGCUCUCCUGGUGCUGCUCAAGAAAGCCCCUCCCCAGGGCCGCAAGCUGCUCAUCAUCGGCACCACCAGCCGCAAGGACGUCCUGCAGGAGAUGGAGAUGCUCCACGCCUUCAGCACCACCAUCCACGUGCCCAACAUCGCCACCGGCGAGCAGCUGAUGGAGGCUCUGGAGCUGCUGGGUAACUUCAAGGACAAGGAGCGCAGCACCAUCGCCCAGAACGUCAAGGGGAAGCCUGUCUGGAUUGGCAUCAAGAAGCUGCUGAUGCUGAUAGAGAUGUCACUGCAGAUGGAUCCUGAGUACAGGGUGAAGAAGUUCCUGGCGCUGCUGAGGGAAGAGGGCACAGUCCCCACCCUGGACUGAAGCUGGACCAAGCGCAAGAGAUCAGCUGGAAGGUGACCAACCCGGAAAGGCUCCCUGGGACCUGCGCUCGUCCUGCUGGACUCAGUGAAGUGCUGCCCUCGUCCCGACAGCCCUGCCCGGGACCUGCAUGUGUAGUGCCCUCAGCAUCUCCACCCCUGUCCCAGUGCCCUGGUGUCGUGUGUGGCUCUCUCCCGGCGCCCUGCUGCUGGCCCUCUGCAGCCUCUGCAGCACAGGCUGCGGCCUCCUGCGCGCUGGGCGCGGGCAGUGCCCCGCGGGCUCGCAGCGUAACCCUCCCCUGUGUGCAGCUGCCCUGGCAGGGCAGAGCUCCUGGCUCCUGCCGGCUCCAGCUGGCUCCUGCCGGCUCCUGCCUGCUCCUACUGGCUCCUGCCAGUUCCUGCCUGCUCCUACUGGCUCCUGCCCGCUCCUACUGCCUCCUACUGGCUCCUGCCGGAUCCAGCCAGCUCCUGCCUGCUCCUACUGGCUCCUGCCCGCUCCUGCUGGCUCCUGCCGGCUCCAGACAGCCCCUGCCUGCUCCUGCCUGCUCCUACUGGCUCCUGUCAGCUCCUGCCGGCUCCUGCUGGCCCCACAGCCUGAGCUGGAGGCAUGCCCAGGUGCUGCUCUGUCCUACCUGGUCUGGUGGUCACCCCACAGCUCACCCAGCACCGAGCCAGCCCACGCCCUGCAGCCAGUGCCCACCAGGUGCUGUCUGCUGUGCUCCAGCAGCUGCGCCGUGGCCGCAGGGCAGAGGUGGGCUGCAGGGGCCGGGCUGGGAAGGCAGGGGCCUGCUGCUCAGAGCAGAGGCAGCUCCCAGGUGCAGUGCUGAAGGCUUUGGAGCUGUUAGCUCAGCACCAGCCCCGCAGGAGCUGAGUGCAGGCUGAAGGCUGCUGCUGGGCGCAGUGCAGGUGGAGCCUCCUCGGAGCCUUUUUCCCUUUUCCAGCUUACCAAAGGUUGAGUUCCUGCCUGGGGCCCGGAGGGGCCCGGGGCUGCUGGCCAGGUUUUUGCACUGAAGUCAAGGAAUGUACCAGGCUGUGCUGUGUGCCCCGCCCCCAGCAGCCCCCUCCUGGCACCGAGGUGGCGAUGCCGGUGCCAGGCUGCUCCCCUCUGCUCCCUCAGCUCCAGGCCAUGGUGAGCCCCACGGAGCACCCCUCAGGUGGAGGUCAAAGCCAUGGGGGGUCACUGUGGCUUCCCCACCCUGCACAGAGGCUGCCAGCUGCGCCCAGCCCAGCUCCCCGGGCAGCUCCCCGUCCUGCCAGCCCCAGGGGAGGUGCCCCAGCCCCACUGCAGCUGGUUCCCCCCCCGUGGCAGUGCUCUUGUGUUGUGCUGACGUCGCCAGCCCCGCGGUGGUUCCCCCUCUCCUUCCCUGUGCUCUCGUGGGGUCCUGUGUUCACUUCUGUCCCCUGCUGCUCCCAGCCAGGAGCACUCCGCAGCAGCUCUCGGUGUCAGCCUCGUGUCUGCCCUCCGCUGUGCUCCAUCAGCAGCCGAAGCUGCGCACUCAGUGCUCAAUAAAGCACAACCUCUGGUGGCGA